CGUCCGUGCAGCACUGACUGCAGAGGAUGAGCUCAGCUGACUGUCUGGCUGUUAUUAUGUCCGCGAACGGGCGCCGCCAACACCCAAACACAGUGCGGCAAAACAGGCGAGUGUCGCUCAGCAUCGUCUCUAAUGAAUGAGAGCUCAGGAAGAAACAUGAGUCACGAAUGAGGUCUGCAGGAUCAUGUCUUUUAAGAAGGAAACACCCCUGGCUAAUGCUGUGUUUUGGGCAGCGAGGAAGGGGAACUUGGCCCUACUUCAGCUGCUGCUCAACAGUGGACGUGUGGACGCAGACUGCAGAGACAGUUAUGGAACCACGGCGCUGAUGGUGGCGUCGUACAGCGGCCAUUAUGAGUGCGUCAAAGAGCUCAUCAUGCAGGGAGCUGAAAUCAACUACCAGAGAGAGACAGGUUCCACCGCCCUGUUCUUCGCCUCCCAGCAGGGUCACAAUGACAUUGUGAAGCUCCUCUUUGAAUUCGGUGCCUCCACUGAAUUCCAGACAAAGGACGGUGGCACGGCUGUCACUGUCGCCUCUCAGUACGGACACUCCAAGGUGGUGGAGACUCUGUUGAAGAAUGGAGCCAACGUUCAUGACCAGCUGAAUGUGAGCCCCUUUGCAUCAGACCACUUUCAGACCUGUCUCCUCCCACUGUCAGUACCUCUGUCUAUCAGGAACAUGAUGGAUGGUGCCACCUCUCUGUUCCUCGCUGCCCAGGAGGGUCAUGUGACCGUGAUUCGUCAGCUGCUUUCAAAUGGUGCCAAGGUUAACCAAGCGAGAGAGGAUGGCACUGCCCCCCUGUGGAUGGCAGCUCAGAUGGGUCACAGUGAGGUGGUGAAGGUGCUUCUCUUACGUGGUGCCGAUCGGGAUGCUGACAGACAAGAUGGAUCAACAGCGUUAUUCAAAGCAGCUUUUAAGGGACACAACAGCGUCAUUGAGGAACUUCUCAAGUUUUCUCCCUCACUUGGCCUUCUCAAGAAUGGCUCGUCUGCCCUUCAUGCUGCUGUUAUGGGUGGAAAUGUUCGGACUGUUCUUCUGAUGCUUGAGGCCAACGCAGACCCGACAUUACCCAACAAGAAUAAUGAACUGCCUGCAGAUCUUACAAAGAGCGAUCGCAUCCUAAAGUUAUUACAUCCAAAAAUCUUAAAUGGAGGCAGCUGAUGACCACCCGUCAGAGUCAUGCCUGCCUGUACCACACUGAUGAUGUGCACCGAGGGGAAAAGAAAACAACAACACAGUGUCAAAUCUACUCAACUACAAUAUGUACUGUACAUGGUGCUUGCUUCUGAUUGCGGCUGAAAUUAAGCUGUCAUAUGUUGAAUAAACCUGGACUAAAUCUAGAGCAACACAGUGUGCAACCAAAAUGCAUUUGUCUGCCAUGUGCAUCAUCACCUUUACGCUGUUGUUUUACAGUAUAUGCAUUUAUUUUUGUUUACCCCAGGUGUUGUAAGAUUUCUAGAUUUUUUGCACACUUUUUGUUUGCCUUUUUAAUAGAUGUAAUAAAGUGUAAAUUUGUUAUUCAA
This is a messenger RNA of Dicentrarchus labrax (European seabass), 1521 nucleotides long. RefSeq names its product ankyrin repeat domain 29 (gene ankrd29). Gene Ontology annotation, molecular function: protein binding. Bases 185 to 1159 code for a protein of 324 amino acids. The record is from RefSeq and is a predicted model, not a curated record. The transcript has 10 exons. Lineage: Eukaryota; Metazoa; Chordata; Actinopteri; Moronidae.